UUUUAUAAAAUGGAUGAAGCAACAGGUGAUUUAAAAUUGCCUCUUCAAAAUGACUGGGAAUCCCUGCAGAUACAUGUGGAAGUUCAUCAGAAAUCAAACAGUACUGCAAAAAAAGAAGAUAUCAAACUAAGUGUCUUAAAGCUGUUGAAGAGGCACAAUGUUAUUUUUGGUGAUUACAAAUGGAUUGAGUUUGAUGAUUGCUACCUAACAAAUAAUGUACAGUCAAUUGCAAUUGUGGAUACAGAACUACAGCUGAAAGACAGACAGCCUAUCAGCUUGAAUAAGUGCAAACUUUUAAUCCAUAUUUUUCAUCUCAAUGAGGAAGGGUCUACUACAGAAAAUCUGGAUGAGGAAGAUGAGCAUAUUGUUGCAGCUAAUCAAUGGUUAUUACCUACAGUUGAGUUUCAUCGUCUAUGGGAAAGCCUAAUUUAUGAUGCUGAAAUAAAAUCGGAUUUAUUAAAUUAUGUGACCACAACAUUACUAUUCUCUGACCGAAAUGUUGAUAACAACUUGAUAUCAUGGAACAGAGUUAUUCUACUACAUGGUCCUCCUGGAACUGGUAAAACUUCUCUUUGUAGAGCAAUGGCCCAGAAGUUGACUAUUAGACUUUCACAUAGAUACUGCCAUGGACAGUUGGUAGAGAUAAAUAGCCACAGCCUCUUUUCUAAGUGGUUCUCGGAGAGCGGCAAACUUGUUACAAAAAUGUUUCAGAAGAUUCAAGAAUUAAUUGAUGACAAAGAUGCCCUUGUAUUUGUACUUAUUGAUGAGGUGGAAAGUCUCACAGCUGCUCGUAGUGCUUUUCAUGCAGGUACUGAACCUUCUGAUGCCAUCCGUGUUGUAAAUGCUGUACUGACACAAAUUGAUCAGAUCAAAAGGUAUCCUAAUGUGGUUAUAAUGACGACUUCAAAUAUCACAGAGAAAAUUGAUAUUGCUUUUAUAGAUAGAGCUGAUAUUAAACAAUAUAUCGGGCCACCUUCUCCUGCAGCUAUAUUCAAAAUCUAUCAUUCUUGCAUAGAAGAACUAAUGAAGUGCCAAAUAAUAUAUCCCCGUCAGCAACUGUUAACACUCCAUGAACUAGAGAUGAUUGGUUACUUAGAAAACGACGUGUCAAAAUUAAGUCUCCUGUUAAAAGAUAUUUCAAGGAAAAGUCAAGGACUUAGCGGUCGUAUCUUAAGAAAACUUCCUUUUCUAGCCCAUGCACUGUAUAUUCAAUCUCCUAAUGUUAUAAUGAGAACUUUCCUUCAAGCUUUAUCACUUGCAGUGGACAAACAAUUUGAAGAACGAGCAAAGCUUUCAGAGUCUAAUUGAUAGUCUCAUUCCUACUCUGUUUUGUGGUAAUUUUCUUUACGUACAUUUUACUUUGUUUUUCUAUCUGCCUACUGAGAUUGCUAAUUAAGAACCAUGCAUCCUUAAUCUGAAGAUCAGUUCAGACUUUUUUUUCAAUUAUUGCAUAUAUAAUAAAUUACUUCUAUAUAUUCAAAGGUUUUGUUUUGUUUGGGUCAUCAAGAUGCCAUGUACUGUUAGGGAAAGUCAUUUAAAAGCAAUUCCAAGAAGUUGUUAUUCCCAAUAAUUUUGACACAUUCUUGGAGUUGGAAUGCCUAUGAUUUAUAUCAUUUUAUGUUGAUUCUCUGAACUAGACGACUACCUUUUAUAUCUCUUGAAAAAUAUAAUACUGUGUGUAGUGAAAAUCUUAUCUUAUAGUACAUUAAGACCAACUAGGAAAUCAUUAAUGAUAAAUAAGAAUCAUUUUUGUGUGUUUGUUUCACUUCUCAUCCAAGAAGCUUAUUCUACCCUAAACUGAAGAAGCUUUUUGGAUGAGAAAUAAAAAGUUUUCAAAGAAAAAAGAACAAGUUCAGUUGCCUUUUGGAGAAAGGAUCUUUGGGAUAUGCUAACUAAAGUUUCUGUCCGAUUAAAAAUACACAGAAAACUACAUGUUGACUAAGAAGAGAUUUUUUUUUGGUAUAAUAUAUGCAUGAGUUCAAGCCAGACCAAUCCUAAAAAGAAACCAUCUCACAGAAUAUCUGUUAUUUCACUUUUUACUUACAAUUUAAUAUGUAUAUUUAAUUCGAUUCUAAUAGGUAAAAAGUACAUUAACCAAAUAUAAUUGGCAACGCCCUAAAAAUAAAACAAAUUAAUACAAGUUUGAAGUCUUAACCACAUCUGAGCUGAGGUUUCAAAUAGACCAGGAGUCAAACUCAAGGCCCGCGGGCUGGAUUUGGCUCAUAAUGUGGCUAAAUCUGGCCCAGAGGGCUGCCCUUGAGACAGCAAAGGACCAGCCCCAGUGCUUCAUCCCUGACUCAUGCUGUCCAGGCACCAAUCUAUAACUUGAUGGCUAUCAUCAGGGCUGCAACAGGGUCAGCCUUGUAUCCAUGGAGCCAGUGAGAAACCGUUGUGCUACCUCAGCUCCACCCCAUGGCGCUCGACGCCUCCUGUGCUCAUUCCCAGGGGGCAGGGGAGAGGCAAUGGGGGUGGCUCCAGAGCGGUCCCGUGGAUCUAAGGCUCACCAUGUUUCAGGCCGGAUGACUGCCAUCCAGUUAUAGAUCAGUGCUGCGCCAUCAGCACCUCCAUGACCUGCUUGCUAGCCCGGUCUUCCCUUUCACUGGAACCACCCCUGCCCUGCUCCACGUGGGAAAGUCAUAGCUGCGGUAAGCAUGGCCACCAGCAGUACUGCCAAUCUCUCCCCCUCCCGCCGUCCCUUUCUGAGUGUGGAGGACCGAAAUGGGAAGAAGGGAGGCAGGAAAAGAAGUGG
Notechis scutatus (mainland tiger snake) is the source of this 2749-nucleotide messenger RNA. RefSeq names its product thyroid hormone receptor interactor 13 (gene TRIP13). NCBI's taxonomy places the organism in Eukaryota, Metazoa, Chordata, Lepidosauria, Squamata, Elapidae. Gene Ontology annotation, cellular component: chromosome; nucleus. The record is from RefSeq and is a predicted model, not a curated record. Gene Ontology annotation, molecular function: ATP binding; ATP hydrolysis activity. Gene Ontology annotation, biological process: meiotic recombination checkpoint signaling; reciprocal meiotic recombination.